This is a messenger RNA of Meleagris gallopavo (turkey), 2546 nucleotides long. NCBI's taxonomy places the organism in Eukaryota, Metazoa, Chordata, Aves, Galliformes, Phasianidae. The record is from RefSeq and is a predicted model, not a curated record.
GUAAUGGUACUUUUUUCUUGUAAAGAUGCUACAUGCAGGAUUGCCUGAGCUGAACAGAAUUCAGGAUCUGAAAUAUGUGUAUGAUAACCUCCGUCCUCAGGACUCAGACCUCCAAGCUACAAGCUACUUUACCAGGAAAAUAAAGGAAAGUUUGGAGUGCUUUCCUGUCAGGCUCAAUAACUUGAUCCACACGCUUGCACACAUGUCACUGACAGGCUCUGCAAAGCUUCCAUCUCAAGAGACUGUCCCUCAAGAAUGGAUGAUGCUGAAUGUAGAGAAGUCAAUUGCAAGAGCCACCAUUUUGGGAUUCAACAAAAAGUCUGACUAUCUAUAUCUAGUCCAGGUGGUACAAACCUGCAAUGUGGUCACUUUUGUGGAGAAAUCAUUUGACCAGUUCUCAGAACUUCACAGCAAUCUCCAGAAGCAGUUUCCAUCACAUGCACUUCCAGAGUUUCCCCACUCAUGGUAUAUAGCUUUUAUAGAUCUUGAACAUAAGAGAGUGAAGGAUUUGAACCUCUACCUGAAGCAGCUAUUAAGUGGAUCCAGAAAACUGGCAAACAAUGAGCUUGUACUCAGCUUCUUCCUGAAUUGGUCCAAACAUACAUUGGCAGAAAAAGCAUCAUCUGUGACAUCAGGUCCUCAGUCAAAUGAUGGUACACCUGGAGUACAGUUAGUCAUAUCCUACGAGGACACUCGUCUGACAGUGAUGUUGAAACACAUGAGGAACAUUCGCCUCCCAGAUGGCUCUGCCCCAAGUGCACAUGCUGAGUUUUAUCUUCUGCCGGAUCCUGAUGAGGUCAAUCAGAGGAAAACAAGAACAGUUCCCAAAACCACCAACCCUACUUACAAUGAAAUUGUUGUGUACAACAAAGUUAUGCAACUUGAAGGCCAUAUACUGAAGCUUGUUGUGAAAAGCAAAGGAACAUUUGUGGGAGCUGUUAACAUUCAACUGAGUAGAGUCCGGUUAAAUGAAGAAAAAUGGUAGAAAAGUGGUCAACAGAGGGAUAAUAACUCCAGAAGCUGAAGAUAAUUGCCUUCUUCUCCCAGAGGACACUCACAUAUCAGACUUCAGAAGGUAAUGUUGUAUAAAGCUCCUGAAGUGGGACUAGGAGUGCUGUUUAGGAAUCUAAAUAAGCUGGAGUUUUCCUCAGCGUCAAACCAAUUGGCCAUGUCACUUGAUCAGUUUGUGUCUGAGAAUAGAUACACCAGAUUGCCUUGUGAAAUUAAAUUCCUCCUCAGUAAAGGGAGGUAGGGGGAACUCUGCUUGAAUAUUGAGUAUUAUUAUUAUUAGAAUUCUGAAGAAAGCUAUAAAAUAUUUAUCACAGGAAAAGAUAUUGGCUAGCAUACAGAUAUGAUCACUACAAAGUUCAGUAAGUCUAACAUUUUAGAUCAUAGGAUUUCCUGAGUAAAGAAUCAAGUGACUUGUCACUCAAGAACAGAAAACACAUUGUGUCCGGCUUACAAUGUUAUCAAAUUACGUGACCUUACAGUUCAAUAUUGAUUUUAGAUUCUUAGUCUGCUCCCUUGGUUUCCUUCUUACAACUGUAAUGCUUUUUCUAACAGUGUUAUUUUCAGUGACAUUUUCUAAUCAUUGAUUAUAGCAUACUCUGAUUUUCCAUCUUAGAGCAACAUUAAAUAAAAUAGUAUUAAAAUGGCUUUAAAUAACAGAAGCAUUAAAAAUAGAAUAUUAUUAGAACUGUCUGCAAACAGCAUUAAAAAUAGAAUGUUAUCAGAACUGUCUGCAAACGUCAGCAAUUCUGUUGGUAUUAAAGAAAGAAAAUUGUCAAUAAAACAUCCUUAAAAAAAAUGCACAUUUGAGUAACAGAUCUGCAAUUAGUGUAGAUAAAGUCCUUUGGAAGCUCAGCAAUGCUUCAGUUUUGUAAGGAAGUUGGGAAAACUAUGAUUUAUGGAUGAGAUUGGCACUGAUAGCUCUAGUAGGCAAAAAAAUGCCCUCAGAGAACUCAAAUCAUACAAUCAACACUUACCUUCCCUAAACUUCUUCAAAUCCAUCUCAAAGCAUUGUGCUUCCUAUUUCCCAAAUUCACAGUCAGUAAGAGGUAUCCUGAGCUUCCUGCUGCUAUGAGGAACAUAGCCCUUUACAAAUCAGUCUGUGAAUUAUUUGUCUUUCUUUAGCAGCAGGAGGUUCAGGAUUAGGCUGAGAAAAGGUACCAAUAUUAGCAUCUUAAGUUUUUAUCAUUUUAAGAGCUACUUUUUCUCAGAACUGUUUUUCUAGGUGGCAAGAUUGCAGUAGACAUUAAAGGGAUAUAGCUCAAGCAGAAACUGCCAUUGCUAUACGUUAAAAGAGACUUUAAACUGAAUGUGUCAUUUUUUCUGUUCCCUUGAAAAUAUGAUUGCUCUUUGUCAACACAAAUAAAAAUUUGCAUGUUAACAAGUUUACAAUUUUGUAGUAUAAAAUCAUAAAUAUUAAAUUUUUAUCUUCAGUAAUUAAUCAUAAUUUUGCAAUUAGCUGCAAAGGAAAUUAUUAAUUGAAUUCAACAUAACGUCCAAAACAGUUCACUCUGUAUGAAUUACUGGUGGGGCUAGCU